UUAUCGACCCGUUCCUCCUCAAUCAUCACUCCCUCGCUUUUGGGUUCUUCAACUGGGCGUCUCAACAACCGGGGUUCUCCCAUACUUCCGCCACUUAUCAAUCCGUUAUCAAGUCCCUCUCCGUUUCCCGCCAAUUCAACUCCAUUGAUAAGCUGUUAAAACAAGUAAGGGUGCAAAAGAUUAUCCUUAGUCCCUCCGUUUAUCGCUCGGUCAUUGGUUCCCUUGUCGCCGGUAGGAGAACCCAUGUGGCAUUUUCGGUAUUUUGUGAUGUUGUAUCUGUUGUUCCGGAGAUUGGACCUGAAGUUUGUAAUUUGCUUCUUGCGGUGUUGUCAUCUGAAGGGAUGAUUAAGAGUGCCCGGAAGGUGUUUGAUGAAAUGAUUAAGAAAGGUGUUCGGUUGAGUACUCUUGGUUUUGGGGUUUUUAUAUGGUGGGCUUGCAGAAAUAUGGGAUUAGGUGAGAUUUUGAUUUUGUUGGAUGACGCUAGGAAAGUUGAUUGUUUGGGAUUUGAUGGGUCGAUUAUUGCGCUUUUGGUUGUUCAUGGGUUGUGUGUGGAGUCCCGGGUGAAGGAUGCAAUAUGUGCUUUGGAAGAGUUGAGAAAAAGAGAGUGUAAGCCUGAUUUUAUGGCGUACAGAAUUGUUGCAGAGAAAUUGCGUGAGAUGGGAAACAUAGUUGAUGUAGAGAUGAUCUUGAAGAAGAAAAGGAAGUUAGGGGUGGCGCCAAGGGCUAAUGAUUAUAGGGAAUUUAUUCUUCAGUUAGUUUCAGAGAGACUGAUAUGUGAAGCAAAAGAUUUGGGUGAAGUGAUUGUAAGCGGGAAUUUUCCAAUUGAGGAUGAUGUUCUCAAUGUGUUGAUAGGAUCUGUGUCUUCUGUCGACUGUCUGCAAGCAGUUUCAUUUUUGAGGUUCAUGCUCAAGAAAGAAAGAAUGCCGACUCUGCUAACGUUAACCAACUUGAGUGAAAAUCUCUGCAAGCAUGAAAAAGGAGAAGAACUAGUUGAAGUUUUCCAACUCUUGUCGACGAAAGAGUACUUCAGCAACUUGGAGAGUUACAAUAUAAUGGUCUCCUUCCUCUGCAAGGCUGGAAGAGUUAAAGAAGGGUAUCAGGUGCUUCAAGAGAUGAAGAAGAAAGGUUUGAGCCCAGAUGUUUCGUCUUACAAUUCUCUUCUCGAAGCUUGCUGCAGGGAGGAUCUAGUGCGACCUGCAAAACGGCUAUGGGAUGAGAUGUUUGCAAGUGGUUGCUCUGGGAACUUGGAGA
Messenger RNA from Sesamum indicum (sesame), 1251 nucleotides. The record is from RefSeq and is a predicted model, not a curated record. Lineage: Eukaryota; Viridiplantae; Streptophyta; Magnoliopsida; Lamiales; Pedaliaceae.